Suillus bovinus is the source of this 1731-nucleotide messenger RNA. RefSeq names its product major facilitator superfamily domain-containing protein. The coding region runs from base 1 to 1413 and encodes 470 amino acids. Lineage: Eukaryota; Fungi; Basidiomycota; Agaricomycetes; Boletales; Suillaceae. Gene Ontology annotation, molecular function: transmembrane transporter activity. The transcript has 12 exons. Gene Ontology annotation, cellular component: membrane. The record is from RefSeq and is a predicted model, not a curated record. Gene Ontology annotation, biological process: transmembrane transport.
AUGUUGGACGAAGAAAAACGUCAAUUUUCCGAUGAGAAGGAAACCAAAUCCACAAGCGACGCUGCCGGCAAUAAUCCCAUAGUAAUAUCUGAUGAAGAGAAGAGGCUCGUGCGCAAGCUUGACCGUAGGAUUCUGCCAAUAACAUGCCUGCUUUAUCUCUUUGCUUAUCUUGAUCGCACGAAUCUUGGAAAUGCACGCCUUCAAGGACUUACAGAAGAGAACCUUGGUGGCGACCCUACUGGUACAUUGUACGAUUGGGUAAACUCGGCAUUUUUCUUUUCGUACAUUAUCUUCCAAGUGCCUGCAACGAUAACCUCAAAGUUGUUUCCACCAUCCUAUUGGAUAGCGGGUGCGGCCGUUGGGUGGGGUAUAUGUUCCACGUUAAUGGCAACAACAUUCAAUUUUGGAAGUCUCAUGGCCGCCCGCGUUGCGCUUGGCAUAUUUGAAGCUGGUUUUGGCCCUGCAAUUCCACUUUAUUUUUCGUUCUUCUACACUCGCACCGAAAUGGGCUUGCGCAUGGCAUAUUGGUUUGGUUUUGCGGCGGUCGCGGGUGCGUUCGGUGGGCUCAUCGCGUUCGGUGGAAUUCCGGCACUUCUUCUCGGUGUUCUGACUUUCUUCGCGCUCCCUGACCGACCGGAGAGCACGAGAUACUUGAAUGCGAGAGAAAAAGAACUUGUAAUGGAACGCAUGAACAGGGGCACAAGCGCGGAUAUUGGCGCUGUGGUCAACAAAGAACACAUCAUUAUAGCUCUCCUAGAUUGGCGUAUAUACACCGGCGGAAUGAUUUACUUUGGUGUGAAUUGCGCUCUGGCGAGCAUUUCGGCAUUUUUGCCAACGAUUAUUGAGACUUUCGGGUACACCAAUGCGCUCGCUCAGUUACUCACAGUACCACCAUAUGCAGUGGCUGCCAUUGUCCUCUGUAUGACGUCCUACACAUCUGAUCGCAUCCAGAACCGUGGCUUGGCGGUUGCAGGUGCAUGCACUGUCGGUGCUAUUGGCUACCUUCUUUUACUUACAGUCCCCAACAAUGUUCACGUACGAUACUUUGCCGUGUUCUGCAUCACGAGCGGGACAUACACUGCCAUUGGCUUAAUCAUCGCAUGGUUUGCACACAAUCUCGGCUCUGAGACCAAGAAAGCGACGGGCAUCCCGAUGUUCAUGGCAAUUGGGCAAUGCGGGAGUAUCCUCGGCUCGCAUAUAUACCCUUCGACGGACGGUCCGAGGUACAUCUCCGGCUUCGCUAUAUCAUGCGGCCUCGAGGCGUUUGCCACUGUUUGCGCGUUAGUGCUGUGGGUGUCGUACAAAUACGAUAACGCGAAACGCGAUCGUGAGUAUGGGCGUCCGGACCCAGGUGCUAAUGUGGAUACGAGCGAAUUGGCGGAUAAGGCGCCUAUGUUCAGGUACAUAGCUUAGUGAGGAGGGAAUGUACAAAUUUGCAAAAGAUUGGAACAAUUGCAAAUAAGUAUCUAUACAACAUACUAGUCACAUCUUCCCUAUGACAACACAGUUGAAUCAUGUACCUGGACAACAAUUGUAAUCAUGCUGCGGAUAAGUCACCAUUUGAUCAAAGAAUUAGAUAUGACAGUGGAGGUGGUCUUGCGUAGCGAAGAAUGACUUUGGCAUUCUUAUGGCCAUCUGGUUCUGUAAAUGCACAUAGAAUUAAGAGGGCGGAAGUGCUUACGCACGUAGUAUAGCUUCACUGAUAGGAACUGCACAGUUCCGAGUCGAUAG